UUUCUCUAAUUGAGGUUAGAUCAGAUAAUUCUUUGAUAUUUUGGUUUGGGAUUGAGUGAGCUUCCGCCCAGAAUGUGGCGAAAAGUGACUCCCACGGUGGUUAAUUUCUCCAGAAGCCUCCAUACGAGUGUUCCUGUUUGUGGAAGUAGGAACUUCCGGAAAUUUCCGCUGUAUAACAAACGAGGAACUCGUGUUUACAAACUUCAGCGACUCCAGAAUCUUCCGUUCUGCCUGCCCAUUUAUAAAUACGGUGUUCGAGACACCGGAGAGGUUGUUGACAAUGUCUAUCGGAAAAUUCCAGAGAUGAUCCCAGAACUCAUAGUGCCGGAUCUCACGGAUUGCAAGUUGAAGCCUUAUGUUUCCUAUCGGACUCAGGAAGUUGUCCAGAGUGAAUUCACCAGUGAGGAUCUUUUCAAAGCCGUCUAUAGCCAAAAAAUUAUAGAGGAUUAUAAGCACGGAGGCUUGAGGGAAGAUGGCUCGCCUGUAGAACCAUCUCCUGAAGAGAAGAUGACCCCUGAGGAAGCAUUCAUUGAAGCACGAAAGACAGGAUCGGAUAUUUUCUGAGAUUGUCCUCAGUACUAGUUUAUA
Phlebotomus papatasi is the source of this 588-nucleotide messenger RNA. It is a transcript of the gene mRpL41, whose product is annotated as 39S ribosomal protein L41, mitochondrial. Gene Ontology annotation, cellular component: mitochondrial large ribosomal subunit. The record is from RefSeq and is a predicted model, not a curated record. Lineage: Eukaryota; Metazoa; Arthropoda; Insecta; Diptera; Psychodidae. The transcript has a single exon. Gene Ontology annotation, biological process: translation. Gene Ontology annotation, molecular function: structural constituent of ribosome. The coding region runs from base 73 to 564 and encodes 163 amino acids.